Molecule: messenger RNA, 1217 nt
Organism: Oreochromis niloticus (Nile tilapia)
Lineage: Eukaryota; Metazoa; Chordata; Actinopteri; Cichliformes; Cichlidae
Product: programmed cell death 1 ligand 1
Exons: 3
Coding region: 35-532 (165 amino acids)
Biological process (GO): immune response; cellular response to lipopolysaccharide; positive regulation of T cell proliferation
Cellular component (GO): external side of plasma membrane
Source: RefSeq, a predicted model, not a curated record
CAAGAGACAUUUGUGUCCCUGAUGAUAAGGAAAAAUGUCUGGAACAGCUGGAGCCCUAAUCAUAUUAUUUUACAGUAUUGCAGAGGUAUCGCAAUCUGUCCACGUGAACCUCACAGCCACUGUCGGACAGAACGUCACUCUGCCAUGUCGAGCUCCAAACAACAAGGUGAUCGGAGUUGUAGAGUGGAACAGAGCUGACCUGGAGGAUCAGUAUGUGUUUUUGUUCCUGGACGAUCAUACUGAUGCAGCCAAUCAGCAUCCAUCUUUUAAGGGCCGGGUGGAUCUGCAGGACAGACAGAUGAAGGAUGGAAAUGUGUCUUUGAUUCUGAUCGAUGUGAACAUUAAUGACACUGGAACAUACGAGUGUCGUAUCAAGACAGGAACAAAUCGCAAGAGGAGAGCUCAUCUGAAGACCGACCCCAUCAGCAUCAUCUACCUGAGUGUUGUUGAUCCUCCAGGUCAGCCAGGAGGAACUGCUGGACGGACAGUUGGUCUGUCAGUGUUUGCGUUCUUGUUGCUGUUCUUCUUUUGAAUUAAAAAAAAAAUGUAAAAAUUAGAAAACAUCCUCUUCGUGGUAAGUUGCAAGUUCAGAUGUUUCACGUCUGUAAAUCUCCUGCUGGUGUGAUCAUGUCACCAAGCUGAAUGACUGAUCUGAGGACGGAAGAAUUUCCAGAUUCAAAGCACAUCGUGAAUGUUCCCUGUGAACCUCAAUAACUAUAGAAAAGACAUGUUGUUGAGGGUGUUAACAAAGUUUCAAGGAUUUCUGUUCCCAACUGUGCAGAGAAAUAUAUGUGACAUCUGGAUAAGGUUGCGUUCAGUGCUUUUCUUUGGCUUUAUUUCGAUGUAUCUUCUGACUUUUGGCUUUCAAAAUAAAACAUCUAAACCAUUAUUCUCAAAACCUGUUUAGAAACUUUCCUCUAAUUCUAAAAACUACUACAUACACAUGCUAACAUGUUGUUUGGUAUGUUCAUGCUGUUUGCAGACAUAUGUACUUAAUCGAUCUGUAAGUUAAAAAUAGUAGUGGUACAGCCUGCUUAUAGAAAUAAAUAGAAGAUAAAUAUGAUUGUAUGUUUACUAUUAUUAUAUGUACUUUAUACAUAUAUAUACUUACAUAAUUUUAGUGGAUUUGCAGCCAAUCUGAAUCAUAUAUUAAAAUGGCAUCUUAAUGUAUCAGGUAUAUGAGCAUGAAGCUUUGUGUGAUUUACCCCAAAUAAAAA